AUGAGGAACUACAUAAUACAGGACCUUUAUCAAGAAUUAUCAUCAUGUACGUCUCGGAAAACAAAGGGACUUUUUGGAACUGCGGGGACGCCUGCGGACCAUGCGAAUCAUCAUAAAGAAUUAAGUGCUUCAGGACAUGUAGCCGGUCCAUCCAGAAACGGAGAUGGUAGUUCCGGACACGAAGCUGGUCUACCCGGCCCACCCGGGCUACCUGAAGACCUACGUCCUUACUUAACUCUUCCGAAUAAAAAGCCAUCAACUGGGAAUUUGAAUUAUGAAGACCACAUAGUUGGAUUUUGGUUCAAUGAAGAGCGUCAGUUGGUCGGAGUUGGCUUGGAAGUAGGAAAUAUAAUUCCAAGUAACCAUCUUCCCAGACGUUACCAAUCUUCCAUUCGGUCCUAUCUAGAAUGUAUACACGAAAUCUUUUUUGUGGUAUACGCACUGCGUGAUGGAAAAAUUAUUGGAAUUGAUAAUAUGAAGUGGAAUUACUAUAAAGAAGGGCGUCCCUCCGUGGGUGCAGCUGGGCAUAUGAUGUAUUAUGGACAUGCCAUUGAUUAUUGGAAAGAUCGAGAUGGAAAUUUGUUAAAUGUUCGGCUUUUUCCCAGAAAUAUAAUUCCGGACAGCUUUGAACGACUUAUAUACAAUAUUAAAAGGGAAUUGAUUAAUGUGAAUGGCUUGCGUUUUUUCGCAUACAGAUUACGUAGUGGAUAUAUUACUGGAGUUUUGAUUGCAUAUAAAGUGCAAAAAUCGAGGCAUCAGAUAAAUAAUAGAAAGUAAUAUCGGACAAUCAGAAUUGUGCAUAUUGUUUAUUCCUCGCAUAUCUCAAAAUAUUUUAUACUUUCGAUGAAUAGAUGCGCCACCCUGAUCAGACAACAUAUCGAAACGUUCUUCUUCGUUCGAAAAUUCAAGCGGUUCUGCAAUAUGACUUAGUAUAAUAAUAAUUUUGAAAG
Molecule: messenger RNA, 950 nt
Organism: Belonocnema kinseyi
Lineage: Eukaryota; Metazoa; Arthropoda; Insecta; Hymenoptera; Cynipidae
Exons: 4
Coding region: 1-777 (258 amino acids)
Source: RefSeq, a predicted model, not a curated record